This is a messenger RNA of Camelina sativa (false flax), 853 nucleotides long. NCBI's taxonomy places the organism in Eukaryota, Viridiplantae, Streptophyta, Magnoliopsida, Brassicales, Brassicaceae. The record is from RefSeq and is a predicted model, not a curated record.
AAUUACGUGGAAAAAGAAAACAACUAUUUUAAAUAAGCCGGGAACGACCGUCUUUCUUCGGUCCGGCGAUAAAUUUGUUUAUUUCGAUUCGUCGGAAAAAAGGAAUCGGAGGAAUCGGAGAUGGAAGCGUUUCUGAAAGAAUUCGGAGAUUAUUACGGUUACCCAGACGGUCCCAAUCACAUCAAUCAGAUCCGCCACUCCCAAUUCAAGCGAUUACAAGAUCAAGGUGUUGUUUACUUGGAUCAUGCUGGUUCUACUUUGUAUUCUGAGUUGCAGAUGGCUGAUAUCUUUAAGGACCUUACUAGCAAUGUUUUUGGAAAUCCACAUAGUCAAAGUGAUAUCAGUUCUGCAACCAGUGACCUUAUAGCCGAUGCUCGACAUCAGGUGCUUGAAUACUUCAAUGCUUCUCCUGAAGAUUACAGUUGCAUAUUCACCUCCGGAGCCACCGCAGCGCUGAAGCUUGUCGGAGAGACAUUUCCAUGGACCCAAGACAGUAACUUUUUGUAUACCAUGGAGAAUCACAACAGUGUACUUGGUAUCAGGGAAUAUGCAUUAGCUCAAGGUGCUUCAGCAUGUGCUGUGGAUAUUGAAGAGCCUGCUAACCAACCAGGAGGCCACCUCACAAAUUCAGGACCAUCUAUCAAGGUAAAGCAUCGUGCUGUGCAGAUGAGAAACACUUCUAAACUCCAAAAGGAAGACUCAAGAGGAGAUGCCUAUAAUCUAUUUGCUUUCCCCUCAGAGUGCAACUUUUCCGGCCUCAGGUUUAAUCUAGAUCUGGUGAAUUUGAUCAAAGAAAAUACUGAAACCACGCUACGAGGUUCUCCCUUUAGCAAGUAAGUGUCACUUUAGUUUC